Messenger RNA from Jatropha curcas, 1368 nucleotides. Its product is annotated as ATPase family associated with various cellular activities (AAA). Gene Ontology annotation, cellular component: nucleus; DNA replication factor C complex. Lineage: Eukaryota; Viridiplantae; Streptophyta; Magnoliopsida; Malpighiales; Euphorbiaceae. Gene Ontology annotation, biological process: DNA repair; DNA-templated DNA replication. The record is from RefSeq and is a predicted model, not a curated record. Gene Ontology annotation, molecular function: DNA clamp loader activity; DNA binding; ATP binding.
UGGCCCACUGUUGGCCCACUGUUGAGUCCGUCCUUGAGCCUAAGUCUUCUUAUACCAUUUAAUUAUUCCUGUCAUAAUUCUAUUCAGAGAGGCGUAGAGCUAUGGCGCCAGUAUUGCCGAAUUCCCAACCAUGGGUUGAGAAAUAUCGACCAAAGCAAGUUAAAGAUGUGGCUCAUCAGGAGGAGGUGGUUCGGGUCCUCACCAACACCAUUGAAACCGGUGAUUGCCCACACAUGCUGUUUUAUGGCCCACCUGGUACCGGAAAAACCACCUCCGCUCUGGCCAUCGCUCGCCAGCUUUUUGGACCUGAACUCUACAAGUCCAGGGUCAUGGAGCUAAAUGCAAGUGAUGAUCGUGGAAUCAAUGUUGUUCGUACUAAGAUCAAAGAUUUUGCUGCUGUGGCUGUAGGAUCUUCUGGUUCGCAUGCAGGGGGUUACCCUUGUCCGCCAUAUAAAAUCAUUAUCCUAGAUGAAGCAGAUUCAAUGACUGAAGAUGCUCAGAAUGCCUUGAGACGUACAAUGGAAACCUACUCCAAAGUUACAAGAUUCUUUUUCUUAUGCAACUAUAUCAGCAGGAUCAUAGAGCCACUUGCUUCAAGAUGUGCGAAAUUCAGGUUUAAGCCACUUUCAGAAGACAUCAUGAGCGAUCGUAUAUUGUACAUUUGCAAAGAAGAAGGCCUUAAUAUAGAUGCAGAGGCCCUUUCCACCUUAAGCUCUAUAUCACAAGGGGAUCUUCGUCGGGCUAUCACUUAUUUGCAAGGGGCUGCUCGCUUAUUUGGAUCAACAAUUUCAUCAAAGGACCUAAUAAGUGUAUCUGGGGUCAUUCCAAAGGAGUUUUUAGGUGCAUUUUAUGCAGCAUGCAAAAGUGGUGACUUUGAUUUGGCAAACAAGGAGGUCAAUAAUAUAAUUGCAGAAGGAUAUCCAGUCUCCCAGAUGCUUGUUCAGCUGUUUGAUCUAGUGGUUGAAGCAGAUGAUAUAUCAGAUGAACAAAAAGCUCGAAUAUGCAAGAGUUUGGCUGCAGCUGAUAAGUGUCUUGUUGAUGGUGCAGAUGAAUACUUACAGCUGCUGGAUGUGGCCAGCAACACAAUGCGAGCACUGUGUAACAUGCCACAAGAAUUCUCUUACGAGUGUUAGUGUCACGCUGAGAUGUUGUCUAUUAACUUAGUUAGCUGUCAGAAAACUUUUUUUUUUUUAUUUUUUUAUUUUUAUUUUUUAUUUUUUUAAACUUUCGUCGAAGAAGUUCUACUAACUUAUACAUUUACACCAGAGGCCUUGUUCUCUUCAAUCUUUUUGGUUCUUGCUAAAUGCGAUUAGCAUGCUUCAACCUACAACUGUUGAUUCAUUCAUGUCUAUUAUCAUUCUAUUUGAA